Messenger RNA from Lepus europaeus (European hare), 3122 nucleotides. Its product is annotated as spermatogenesis-associated protein 31D1-like. The record is from RefSeq and is a predicted model, not a curated record. The annotation marks the transcript as partial. Lineage: Eukaryota; Metazoa; Chordata; Mammalia; Lagomorpha; Leporidae. The transcript has a single exon.
UCUGAAUCGAACCGACUUCCAAUCUCCCAUGAGACAAGCUCAGAAGAGUCUCAGUUAGAUAACGAUGAGAAGGGCCAUCAGAGACACAGCCCAAAGAAUGGCCCUAGUGAUCAUCUAUUGAGUGACCCAGAUGGAUACUCAGAUAACAGUUUAAGGUCUGACUCUGAUAAAGAUCAAGGAAGUCAUACAGUGAGUCUGUAUGGAAAUGAUUCAAAGGCCUCAGGGAUAAGUAUAAGUCAGAAACAAUUAGAAAAUGCACCCAAAGAACAUUUGAAUAAGAAAAUUGGGGAAAUAAAUGAGGGUAGACUUCCUGAAACUGUUCAUAGUUCAUGGCAUGCCCUCAAGCAGACAAUGUCCUUUGCUGAGAAAUCUCACAGCCAAAAACAGAUAGAUGGGGCAUUAUCUGUGAGAAACAUUAGCUUGAACACUUCCCAGGAGAUUUCUUUCUUAGCUUCUGGCAAACAAAAGAUGCUGGAAGAACAUAUAAGCAGUUUUUGCAUGAGGAUGAGGUGUGGCCUUCCCACCAGGGUCCUUGAAUCCAUACAGAUCUUCAACAAGAGAGAGGAAUCAUCUUCUUCCUUAGGCCAUUCCUAUUGUUCUUCCCAAGAUAGCCUUAGUUCUGCGAUGCAUUCCAAAGUUAUGGUGUCCACUUCACUUGGUAGGAGCUCUACACCAAUGUGUAGAGACAAAUUGAAGAUAAAGUCAGCACCCAAUCUGGAUCAUCUCCUUCCUGCUGCAUCACUUGUAGGGAAGGGAGGACAGGGGGACCUGAGACCACUGUCCCCAGAGGAAAACCAGGAGCUUGCAGGUGUUCAGAUUAAGGGUGGCAGACAGACUUGUCCGUGCAUCACAGGCAAAGAAAUUAAGAAACAGACUGGACCAGACAGUGGACACAGCCGAGUGCUGGUGUCCACGAGUCAUGAUGGGACUAGACCUGAGCCAAAGGAUAAGAGAAUGAGUUCCAGCAACAAAGAAGAAAGGCUUCAGGCUCCCAAAGUAAAGACUUCAGAAUACUUCCCAACGUUUAACAAGUCUAGAGAGAUAUUUAAGGAAAAGGAGCUCCUUGCUCUUCAAUCAAAAUCUGCCAAUGCCUUGACAACCAACAAGUCAGGGGACUCCACAGCGGUAGCUGUGAAAACAAAGAAUGAAGAAACUAUCCUGGCUACUGAAAUUCCCUCACCAACAUCAGUUUCCCAGGAUCCUAAACUAUCAGAAUUUAAAAACAACUUGAUUAAAGAAUUAAAGUUGAAAUUGCAGGAUAGGGAUCAUAUCUCUGUUAAAGAGCAGACUAUUGAUAUGGCUGUUGCCUCAGAUAACUUGAUUUCCAAAACCUUGAAGACUCAUGCCCAGGGUGUCUCCAAUGGGAAGAUCGAAGCUUCUCAGGUUAUGCACGGACAUUUGGACAGCACACCAGUCAGCACGGAACAGCAUCAGGAGCCCUGGGUCCCUAAGCAUAUCCUGCAGAACUGCUGGGAUAAGAAUGUCCCACCAAAUCCCAAAUCAGGAGAUCUUGGUGAAGGGGAUGCAGGGUUGGGGACACCACAACCCAGGAGGAACAGCUGCCCUGCUCAAGACAGGGCAUUAAAGAAGAUGCUUGGAAGCAGAUCUUCCCCAACCUCAUCACUGAAGGAUCAGCUUCCUCCUGAAAAUCUGUUUAAAAAACAAAUAAAGACAUUUUUGCAAUGGAUUUGUCCUAACAGCACAAACAAAAGGCAAGAAAGGUUCCUUGGGAAUGGGACCUCCCCACCAUCAUCUGUGCAGAGACAAAGCAAAGUUAAUAGUAGAGCUGCUUCUACUGGCAACACCAAAACUCUGAAAGUGACGACAGACAUUGGCAAGGUGUUAAAUGUGAAACCAGGGAGUAGCCGUGGUGUCAGAAUCACCUGCCCCCAAGAAUCACGUUCUUCUCCGACAAAGCCUGUGAAAACACUUAAGGCACAAUUACAGGCCCAGGCAGAUACUGUCCAGGGACAUCCUUUUAACUACACAGCUUCCUCCUGUAAAACAAAAACUACAAAGUCCUGUAGCCAAGAAGUGCCCUUGGCUGACCAAAAUUACCCCUCAAAUAUGCCCUGAACAAAGACAGGGUGAGACAGCCCCAGAAAGUUGUAGCAUUCAAGGAUCAGCCGCUAUUGCAGAGGCAUCUGGCAUCCAUGCCCAAUAAAGAGUUCCUGCCCCAUCCAAACCAUACCUGCAGGCGUCAAGCCAGCCAGCUAUCUCCAACCACACCUACAUUUUCUGAAGGCACUGUAUUGGGAGAUCUGUGUCUACUUUUCAAACAUAAAAUGCUCCUUCAGCAUUUCCAGGGAGGAAGAUUUCCUCCUACCAAAUAACUCAUCCAUUUUUGAAAACACUGAUUUUUCGUAAUAAAUGUUCUAAUGAUUGUUGUCUUUAUGUGUACUAUUUGGAGACAUGAGAUUUGAGUAACAUAGGGUUUAUACUUAGGGAAAAGAAUUAGUUCAGCACUUACUCAUUAUCUCUUUUGGAUUUAAAUGAUGACAUACCACUGAGCUCUAGGGGGAUGGUUAUCAACUGCCCCUUAAGGCCCUUCUGACCUGGAGAAGUCUGAGGACAUGUGCUGUUUCCUAGUCUGUAAGUAUAUUGUGUUGCAGCCCAUAUACCCUGCACCUCACUGACUAUUUCUUGGCCUCUGGAGGAAUAAAGGAGGUAAGUCAUCACAUCUGAAGAGGGUCAAAGUCACAUAUCUUUUUCAGAAAAUUGUGCAUAAACUUAUUUUUUAAAGAAAAUAUUGUAAUGACUAGAGGAUGUCACAGGUGGGUGAACUUCGCCUCAGGCGGGGUUGAAGAUUACUGCCAUAGUAGACAUGGGAUUGAUUGGGUUAAGGUCUAGAAACAUUAGAAUUGUUGGUUGAGAAUCUGUCAUGAGAGGCAUAGUAAUGCAUUGGGAAACCAUACUUUGGGGCAUUGAUGUUUUCCUACUGGAAAAUAAGCUUAUGAAGGUAGCCCCCUGCCACCCAUGUGGGAGACCCAAAUGGAGAUUUGGGCUCGUAACUUUUGUCUUGACUACCUCCAGCAUUGACAGCUAUUAGGACUUUCAGCCAGAAGAUGGAUGAUAUGUCUCUCUGUCUCUCUUUCAUUCUGUAUCUCUGUCUUUAUUUUUAA